UAGAAUAUUUGUGAAUUUUACAAGCCCCUUGAGCAAGAAAACAAUAGUAAGAAAAGCAAAAGCCCAUUGCUCCUCAUUCCCAAACCUCAAGUGUGAAGACUGAAGAGCACAGAGAAACAACCCACAAACGUCUUUUAGUGAUCUAAUCUAAUCGAAUCCAAAAUGUUUCUCACAAGGACUGAGUAUGACCGAGGAGUCAACACCUUUUCUCCUGAAGGCCGUUUGUUUCAGGUUGAAUAUGCAAUUGAAGCCAUCAAGCUUGGAUCGACCGCAAUUGGUUUGAAGACGAAAGAGGGUGUGGUCCUUGCAGUUGAAAAGCGUAUUACUUCCCCUCUACUGGAGCCUAGCAGCGUUGAGAAAAUUAUGGAAAUUGAUGACCAUAUUGGUUGUGCAAUGAGUGGAUUGAUUGCUGAUGCUCGUACACUUGUUGAGCAUGCACGAGUUGAAACUCAGAAUCAUAGGUUCUCUUACGGUGAACCGAUGACUGUAGAGUCCACAACUCAAGCUCUUUGUGACCUAGCUUUGCGCUUCGGUGAAGGCGAUGAAGAAUCAAUGUCUCGACCAUUUGGAGUGUCUCUCCUCAUUGCUGGCCAUGACGAGAAUGGACCUAGCCUAUAUUAUACUGAUCCUUCUGGCACAUUCUGGCAAUGUAAUGCAAAAGCUAUUGGUUCAGGAUCAGAAGGUGCUGACAGUUCUCUUCAAGAACAAUACAACAAGGAAUUAUCUCUUCAAGAAGCUGAGACUAUUGCUUUAUCCAUUCUGAAGCAAGUUAUGGAAGAGAAGGUUACUCCAAACAAUGUUGACAUUGCCAGGGUGGCUCCAGCAUAUCAUCUUUAUACCCCUUCUGAGGUGGAAGCUGUGAUAAGUCGCCUAUGAUUUUCAUCCAUUCGGGUGAUUUGUUUCGUGCCUUUGUUUCUCCUGUACGACUAUUUAAUUAGCUGUGCGCUGAAACUUUUAUGUUGCAUGUAAUGCUGCUGCCUUUAUGCCCAAGUUUGUAUGUCACACUAGGUUCUCCCGUCAUAUUUGCUGCAAUUCACUCUAGUUAAAAUUGAGGACAAAAAUGAUGUUUCGAUGUUAGGGAAAAUACAAUACGUUAACGAGAGCCAUUUGCAAGA
This is a messenger RNA of Lathyrus oleraceus (garden pea), 1115 nucleotides long. Its product is annotated as proteasome subunit alpha type-5. Lineage: Eukaryota; Viridiplantae; Streptophyta; Magnoliopsida; Fabales; Fabaceae. Gene Ontology annotation, cellular component: proteasome core complex; proteasome core complex, alpha-subunit complex. Gene Ontology annotation, biological process: proteasome-mediated ubiquitin-dependent protein catabolic process. The transcript has 10 exons. The coding region runs from base 163 to 876 and encodes 237 amino acids. The record is from RefSeq and is a predicted model, not a curated record.